AUGAAGAUUCGGCUGCAACCAUCCGCAGGAUCCGAACCGAACCGCAGCCUGGAAGCACAGGCGGGCGAGUGGGCGGUAACUCCCAGGCCGGAUGUGACGCACGGCGGGGCGGGGCCGCGCACGCCGGAAGCCCAGCAAGCGACGAAGAUGGCGGAGAGCUGCGGUCGCACCGGCAAGAGCAGCGGUAGCGGCGCGGGGAAAGGGGCGGUGUCGGCAGAGCAGGUGAUCGCUGGCUUCAACCGCCUUCGACAGGAGCAGCGGGGGCUGGCGUCCAAAGCCGCUGAGCUGGAGAUGGAGUUGAACGAGCACAGCCUGGUGAUCGACACCCUGAAGGAGGUGGACGAGGCCCGCAAGUGCUACCGCAUGGUGGGAGGCGUGCUGGUGGAGCGGACGGUCAAAGAGGUGCUGCCGGCCCUGGAGAGCAACAAGGAGCAGAUACAGAAGAUCAUUGAGGCACUCACACAGCAGCUUCAGGCAAAGGGAAGAGAAUUAAAUGAAUUCCGGGAAAAGCACAACAUUCGUCUGGUGGGGGAAGAUGAGAAGCCGGCAGCCAAGGAGAGCUCGGAAGGGGCCGGGGCUAAGUCCAGCUCAGCGGGAGUGUUGGUCUCCUAGGGACCAAGGCCUUUGCGUUUUUUUCUACCCUGACUCCCACUUCUCCUAAUUUCUCUUUAUUGUUAUUAUUAUUAUUUUCUCUGCUAUUGUAAUAUUUUUUUGUUAAUUAAAUGUUUUGGUCAGAA
Messenger RNA from Lutra lutra (Eurasian river otter), 737 nucleotides. It is a transcript of the gene PFDN2, whose product is annotated as prefoldin subunit 2. Gene Ontology annotation, biological process: protein folding. Gene Ontology annotation, cellular component: prefoldin complex; cytoplasm. Lineage: Eukaryota; Metazoa; Chordata; Mammalia; Carnivora; Mustelidae. The coding region runs from base 1 to 612 and encodes 203 amino acids. The transcript has 4 exons. The record is from RefSeq and is a predicted model, not a curated record. Gene Ontology annotation, molecular function: protein folding chaperone.